This is a messenger RNA of Hyalella azteca, 5349 nucleotides long. Its product is annotated as tyrosine-protein phosphatase non-receptor type 2. The transcript is spliced from 8 exons. Gene Ontology annotation, molecular function: protein tyrosine phosphatase activity. The record is from RefSeq and is a predicted model, not a curated record. NCBI's taxonomy places the organism in Eukaryota, Metazoa, Arthropoda, Malacostraca, Amphipoda, Hyalellidae. The coding region runs from base 10 to 1506 and encodes 498 amino acids. Gene Ontology annotation, biological process: protein dephosphorylation.
UAGCUGUUGAUGAGCCUUUUGUGUUUUGUGUUUCAGAAAGUGCGCACAGAUGGAACUUAUGAUUUCCCUCUGACGGAGGCCAAGAGCGCCAUCAACCGACCUCUGAACCGCUACAGAGAUGUGCUGCCUUACGACCACUCACGCAUUAUUCUCGAGCAUCCCACCACCAACUACAUCAAUGCCUCACUCCUUAAGGUUGAGAGUGUGCAGCGGCAAUACAUCCUGACACAAGGCCCGCUGUCAACGACCAGCCAGCACUUCUGGCUGAUGGUAUGGCAGCAGCAGACCAAAGGCAUCAUCAUGCUCAACAAAACUAUUGAGAAAAACAUGAUCAAAUGCGACCAAUACUGGCCGCUGGGCUCCAGCAACGGCGGCCAGGACUCUAUGACCUUCCCGGGAGUGGGGCUACAGGUCGACCUCGUCUCUGAAGCCAAGCACCACCACUACACCUACCGCGUGCUCAGACUGACGGAGACAAGCAGCGGCAACAGCCGCGAGGUCCUCCACUUCCACUACACGACGUGGCCAGACUUCGGUGUGCCGCAGUCACCUGAAGCCUUCAACAAAUUCUUGAACGUGGUCAUCAAGAGCGGCUCCCUGGACGCCAGCGUUGGCCCUGCCAUCGUGCAUUGCUCCGCUGGUAUUGGUCGCUCCGGCACCUUCUGCCUCGUGGAUACACUGCUACUCAUGCUGGACCAGGGUGUGUGCGGCAGUAACGUUGGCACGGUGCUGGAGGUGCUGCUGGACAUGCGCAGGUAUCGCAUGGGUCUCAUCCAGACGCCCGACCAGCUGCGCUUCUCAUACCAGGCCAUCGUGCAGGGCGCCCGUCAGCGCCUGCGUCAGCAGCAACGUGCUACCAACGGCAGCCUCGGCAACGGUGUGAACCCUGCAGACGACGGCAGCAGCAGCGAUGAGGCAGAGGAGGCCGCCGAAGACGCGCCUCCCCCACGCCCGCCGCCUCGCACCGACUCCCUCACGCGCUCCGUCACCGAGGCGCAGAUCUGGGAGAAACUGCAGGGUGAUGAUAAUGAUGAUGUUACUGGUCCAUCUCUGAACAACAAUCAUCAUCAUGAUGGUGAGGACGAUGAUGAUGAUGAGGAGGAAGAGGAAGAGCCUCUUGUCGUGCACCGCAACAACACCACUAACACAAGCCUGGGUGACGCUGACCUCCCCGACCUGCCGUCGUCCCCAGAACAUCCCCCGACCCCGCCUCCUCCUCCUCGCCCUCCUCCGGCCAGGGUCACGUCACCGAGUGAUGGCGACGAGGCGCCCUCGUCUCCUGAGGAACUUGCCACUAAAAUGGCGUGCGAGGUGCGACGAAGACAGACACGGCAGGAGCGCAACGCGUCGCUGAGGUCGAAAAUUACGGCAAUUCAAGAGAAGAGUCGCGUCACGGAGGCCUGGGAGUACCGUAAGAGGUGGAUACUGCGGCCGCUUCUUAUGGGGGUGUUCGCUGUGGGCGUCGCGGGGGGCGUUUGGUUCUUCAGGAGCUGGUGGAGCUAUUAAGGCUCGAGGGGGAAUAGGGGUCUAUUUGGAGUCGAGAGUGGGGAGUGAGGUUGCUAGCAUCGCUUCGGGGUUUGGAUGUUCGGCGGCUGGUAGGGAUAUAAAUUCGUCUGGGGUAACUGGGGAUCAAUAUUUAAUCAUUUUGCAGUAAUUCAGUUAUUAAAGGCUAACUAAUAUAAUGAAUUUAAAUAUUUUUUGGUUGACCCAACCAAGUUGUUUACAAGGAAGAGGUCGAACCCAAAAUGAUAAUGAUAUAUAUUAACAUGUGUCAAAAUUUUAUUCUGCCAGCAAUUUUUUACCGUGGGAAGAAAUUAAGUUAAAUUUCUUGAACGAGCCUCGAAUUUCCGUAAAUUGUGUCAAGACUAUGGAGAUAUGAAAUUUUGUAGGAGUGUUCCAGAUAUUCGGGACAUUGAGUAGUACAGAAAAUUCAAAAUUAUAUUCCAUGCGACGCUUGUUCUGUUGCAGAUUUGUUCCCGUUUCAAUUUUUAUUUUUUAUUUAUCUUUUGUUCAUGGAAGUGCACAUGUUUUUUCCUCUUCCCUCGCGUUAUUCAUUCGAGCAAGCCUUGCAUUUGCCCAACAAUUCAUUCAAUUGUGAUUCGCAGCACGAAACGUUCGUGACAUUCUAUAAACUGUCCUUCACAUUCUAUCCUAUUUUUUGUCUGAAAGCUAACAGCUAAAUAUGCCUUGACAUGAAAAUUACACCAAACAUUUCACAGUUUUCUGUUCAUGUGGGAUUUUCCACCUUAAAUAUGUGUCUAAUUUAUUAUCGGCUUGUUUGUGUCGAAAUUAUUUUUCCUCGGGGUUGUGGUGAAAGUGUCACGAGUCAUUUGAAUUAAUCGUAUUUCCCAAACUUCUUUUCCAUGUUAAUUCAUUGGUUGGUAAAUUGUAAGCUGUCCCAUAUGAUACGUGCGCUGUAGUGAAAUCUUUCUGAGACUUAUUUCACACCCGCUGAACCCUAAAUAUUGCCGAGACAGGCGAAUAAAUGAAGUAAUUUUCUAAAAAAUAAUGUAAUCUGAUGUUCAUCAACUUCAAAUAUGUGUCGAAAAAUUGCGAUAACUUGAAAUGGUCCCUCUAAAAUCAUUUGCCGGUUAAGGAUUAGUAACUUUUCUAUCAUCUUUUGCCAGCUGUUUGGUCAGAAAAGUUGAGGCUACAACGAAUAUUGUUCAUGUGAUAAUAUCUAAGAGUUUGGAUGAGGUUUUCAUCACAGUUUGCCCCCGUAUGCUGGUUACCUUCCAUAACUCUAACAAACAUCUUCUUGAGACGUCGCCGCCUUCAUCUCUCAAAUCAAACGCGUUGCCUGUCAAGCCUACGUGUUGACCUAUUAGCAGUUAGUUUUGUAUGGCCAUCCCACCUGUGUAAAUAUAGUACUAUUUUAUAACUAGCAAUUAAUCGUGUAGAUGUUCGACGAAUACUAGAGUCAUUUUACCAUCUAGGUCAUUAUAAUUAUGUUGUUAGAUUUUUGUUUUGCUAUAACUUUUGUCGCUGUCUGAUUUCUAUUAUCGCGCAUAGAUUACUGCUGCUCGCAGCGUCGAUGGCUUCGUCUUGCAUAUUGUUCUCCAGGAGCCAGUUUCUCACGAGCUGAGCAACGGUCUUCGCAUUUAUUGCACUUGAUUACUAGAUAUUGUUGAUAGCGUCGACAUGCAAGGCUUCAUUGACUGUCGGUGUCUUCUUACCUGACUAUUUAAUUGCUUUAUUUAAAUUUGUGUAGUGUGGAUGGAUGUGCGAUUAUUUUUGCUUCGAGCUUUUUCCUCAGUUUCUGUUUUAUUAGCUCCUACAAAUUUUUAUAACAUUCCAAUGCUUUGUGUUACAGUUUCCCCCAGAGCAGAUUUAUUUGAUUCAUUUUGCCUUUGUUUUCGGACUGCUCAGGUUAACCCUUUUCUUCCUUUGUGAUUUCUUAAGUUUCUAUUUAACAUUAUAAGGAUGAUGCCUCGUUCAAUUUAUAUUCCAGUCACAUCUAUGCAUGUAAAAACUUAUGAUUUCAUGACAUACAUUUAAAAAAUGAUACGAUUCUUAUCCUGAUUUAGUUUCAAGCUUUAUUGUGUGUCUUUAGUUGAUAAUUUAAUCAUUGUACUGAAUUUUGAUGUGUUCUUGAGGGCCCGCUUUCGUCACUUGAUUUUUGAGGUUAGCGUCGUAACGGCUCUAGCUAUUACCUUGUGGCUGCCUCGCUCUUAGCCCAUGAACUGCCCGGACUAGAGUUGUUUCAGUUUGUUGGUACUUUCUUAAAUCGUAAUUGAUUGAUCAAUCACAACCUGCGUUACGAUCAAUGUUACUUUUUCAAAUUUCUAGUUUAUUGAUUUUAUUUCUGAUUUUGAAUGCUUUUUGACUCCCCUUGAUUCAGAUAUACCUCUGCUUGCGGUCAGUUCGGUUUUCAAAUUGCGCUCAUUGACCUCGAGCAAAUAUUGUUCCAUAUGUUAUAGGUUCCAGAUUGCUAUUCCUGCAGCAUAUAUCAUUGUUAUAAACGUCACUUGUAGCAUCUGUGUUGAAUCCACAGUAAACUUAUAUGCACUACUUGUGUUAUUAAGAGUUUACUUGCUAUGACUUCUAAGAGAAAGUUAAAUAUUCUUGAAAACAGCUUUGAGAACGAACCACGCACGUUUUAAAGGUGUAAAGAAUAUUUUUAUUUGCCUCAUGUUCGGUCAGAUACUCGGUUUUCGGCACGAAAAUGUAUUAAUUCAUCAGCCCUAGAAUUGUCAACGCACUCUCAAUAUAAAAUAAAGUAAUAUGUAAACGCUACCUUUUAAAUCAGUACGAUUAGUCUUAGAACCACAGCCAUUCCUAAGAUAGCGAAAUUACCUCAAGGCUUCAUCGGCACAUGACAUUCGGUUGCCGAUGUAGCUUGUACUUAAUUCGAAUAAGUCUAUUCUUAAGUUCCCUGUAGUGCAUUAUCGAGCACGAUGUAUGGCUACAUGCAGUGCUCAACGCGUUGUGCCCGCGUGCUGCUCCAUAGUUCAGUGCACGAAUUAUGUAUUGUAAAAGUACCAGGUUGCUUAGGUGCCUUCUGAUCCUGAAUGAUGAAAAUCAAAGCUUGUGAGAAGACGCUUACUGAGCUGCGCCACGUACAGAAGUAAACAAUGCUCGUUGCGAAGAAAGAUGAUUGAUAUUUUUAAAAAUGUGUUCUACAACUCAGUGUUCAUAUUCUACGCGCAGAAAUUUUUGAAUUUGCUCCUAGAAGUUCGUGCGUUCAGCUCAUUAAUUAUUUAUAAUUUUUCAGUAUAGCUCUUGUCGUAAUAAACUGAUUUAAAGUUGGCGCCAAUGAACAACGGUUGUUAGGCACAACCGUUGUUGAGAACAAACAAAACAUAACUUUCAUUCUUUCUGUUACAAAGAACACUCGCUUAUAAGGUUGCAAAACUUUUGGUCCAGAUAAUUUGUUCAGUAGUAAAGUGAACUAUUACUAUGUGAUAUUUCAACCAUACUUCGUUAAUCAACAACUGACAGUCGCCAAAUCCGGUUAACAUUUUGUGUCUGACUUGAGCUGGGCUCGUAGUCUGAGCAUCCCUCGGAUGUUUUUUUUUUUUCGAGACGAGGCGAAAAUUGCAAUUCUGAACCAUCCAAUUUGACUGAGCCAUGAAAACACGUUGACUUGCCUUCUUCCUAUGACUUGCUAAUAUACUGAUUUUUUCUCUUUCUAAAGAAUUCUGCUCAUUGAAAUUUCUUCUUUGACUUACUGGUUUCAAUAAACUAGACUCGCUCCUUUUAAACUACCCACGUUCAAUCGCCUUUGUACAGACAAAACCUGUAUCAUAGAGGAUGCGGUGUCAUGGCUCUUAUUUUGAAGCCUGCCAGCACGUGUAUUCCGUUCUAACUUUUGUAUAAUCAUGAAAUUCAAUGAGACUUCUUACUACA